Molecule: messenger RNA, 9476 nt
Organism: Microcebus murinus (gray mouse lemur)
Lineage: Eukaryota; Metazoa; Chordata; Mammalia; Primates; Cheirogaleidae
Source: RefSeq, a predicted model, not a curated record
AGCCCAGGAUUGGUUGCGCAGGCGCAGGGAAGGAUCCGUUUUGGCGGGCGGUUGGCGUUGCGCAGAAGGCGGCGGCAGAGGUGGCUUGUGGUGCCGUCUCACCAUAGAGGAAUAGGGCAGAAGGUAGCGUGAGUGAUCAUUCUCGAUCCCGGGUACUUUGGAGCUGUGCGGCCGACGAGUGUGACUGGCGAGUGUGCAGGCCAAUUGUGUCUGCCUUGAGCUGCCGACUGAUCGGCCCUUGGGCCAUCGGAAUGUGGGAGGCGGGCUUUCCCCUCCUGAGCAGCGUCUCACUGAGCCAGUGAGCACCGAGCGCGCGGACCUGAACUGAGACUUCCUACUUUACUGUGGUGUGCAAGGAAAAAUUGCUUGUUUUACUGUGAAGUCUCUUACAAUAUGGUGCUUUCCUUGGGCCUAUGAAUGGUUCCUCUGUGUUUUGAGAAGGUUUCAUGUUGAUGCUGAGUCUGGGGCCAGACUUCUUUUUCCUCCUCCUCUUCCUUUGGCCCAGAGUCAACUUCAGUUAAGAGGAGAGGAACCCGGUGGCCUUAGUCUUCAGGUGGAACCGUGUGCGACAUGGGAAAGAAAACCAAGCGGACAGCCGACAGUUCUUCUUCAGAGGAUGAGGAGGAAUACGUUGUGGAGAAGGUGUUAGACAGGCGUGUAGUUAAGGGGCAAGUGGAAUAUCUACUGAAGUGGAAAGGCUUUUCUGAGGAGCACAAUACUUGGGAACCUGAGAAAAACUUGGAUUGCCCUGAGCUAAUUUCUGAGUUUAUGAAAAAGUAUAAGAAGAUGAAGGAGGGUGAAAAUAACAAACCAAGGGAGAAGUCAGAAAGUAACAAGAGGAAAUCCAAUUUUUCAAACAGUGCUGAUGAUAUCAAAUCCAAAAAAAAGAGAGAGCAGAGCAAUGAUAUCGCUCGAGGCUUUGAGAGAGGUCUGGAACCAGAAAAGAUCAUUGGGGCAACAGAUUCCUGUGGCGAUUUAAUGUUCCUAAUGAAAUGGAAAGACACAGAUGAAGCAGAUCUGGUUCUUGCAAAAGAAGCUAAUGUGAAAUGUCCACAAAUUGUGAUAGCAUUUUAUGAAGAGAGACUGACGUGGCAUGCAUACCCUGAGGAUGCGGAAAACAAAGAGAAAGAAACAGCAAAGAGCUAAAGGAGGGGGUGGUCUCUGUCAUUUCUCUUUGUACAUAAUACAUUCACCCACCCCUCCUCUUCCUUCUACCCACCCCCUUCUAUCCUAAACACAUCCAUAAAAAAUGUGCUUAUCACUGUGCUCCACAGGAGAAAUGUUGGUAUUGGUUCUCUUGUAACAUAACUGAUGGUCUGAUUCAUGAUAAGUGUCUCUCUGUGAAGACCAGGCAUUUACAUACUGUGUGUAAUUCCCACAAUUUUUUUCCUUUGCCCUGAUCUCUUCCUUCUGCUCCCCUGUGACCUCAAGAUGAGUUUUAACUUUUUAAUCACCUUAGAGUCUUGAUCUUUUCAGGGUUGGUCGCUUUUUAGAUUUGGGGAUUUUGUUACAAUGAUGAUGAAUUUUGGUUUCUUGCUUUGGUUCUUGGAACAUGUUGAUGACCAGCUGGCCUUUGUUUUGACAUGUUGGGAUGGAAAGGAUGUUGCCCAUAUUUUAAAAAGCCAAUAGCAAUUGCCUACCUGUUGGGGCUUUCCCAACCUCAUUCAGCUCUACCCAGAAGAAUACAGGGUUUCUGGUGUGGUCUUCUGGGCCACCCUUGUUGUUCAUCCUCACCUUCCCAGAAUAAUUCCGUCCUUUGGAGGACUUGAAAUUUUACACUGAAAUUUGUCAAGGCACUCCUUUUAGCCCCAGGACUUUUGGCCUUGUUCUUAGCAGUAUCCCUGACUCUGCUUCUGCAAGGUGGUGUCAGUUUGUCAUAAGUGACAAGAUUAUUAACUGUGGAGAUUUUUAGCUGUAGUACAUGAGGAUGAUGGGGUAGGGGUAGGAUACAAUUGUCUUUAUUAUCAUAUAUGGUAUGUAUGUAUUAUUUCCUUCCAUCCCUCAUAUUUAGAUUAUAUAUUUAUGUAGGUAUGAGUGAUUGCCUGGUGCUUGCUUGUGCCAAGGUGCUAGGCACCCUCCAACCCUGCCAACUUUUGUGGCCUCCCAAAGCAUUCCUGUUACCAAAGAGGCUUCAGACCUGACCCUCACUUCUCAGUGGACCUGACUUUCCCUUCCAUGUCAUUAUUUGCAGUGGGGAAUUUUUGGAGGGGAGCCAUUGGCCACAGUAUCAAUUUUAAAUAUUCAUAGCAGUUAUAGUCAUAAGUCUCCUGCUUUCUUGACUCCUGGAUUUACCACCAAGAGUCCCCAAAGUAUUAAUGUUCUCUCCUUUUACCACCCUCAAACUUUCAGCUGUAUCUUAUUUUUUUUUUUCUUUUAUUUUUGCUCAAAGGGCAGCAUUCUUAUGUAUCUUAUUUUUUAAAAUGCAUUUUCAUGAAAGAAUAUCACCUCAAAAAGUGACAGGCCCUGGCAUUAGCAUGUCGAUACAACCUUCUCUUCCUACUCAGCAAAAUAUUUCCCUUUUGGUUCUUCUUGCUUUCUUAUUAUAUUGAGAGAUUUUUCUGACCAUAUCCUUUUGCCUUUGUCCUUCGAGGAAUGCCCUACUUCUUUUUAUCCUUUUCUUCUUGUAGUUGAGGGGGGCUAGAGAAUCAGGACUAAAAGUAAGGAAAUUAGCAGGGUUUUGAGCAUCCUUGUCCCAGCCCCAAAGCUGAGGAAAUAAGAAUAAAUGCUUGAAACAGCCUUAAUUCUAGAGUUCACCAGCCAUUGAGGCUGCUUUUGUUGUUGCUUUUGAUUUUUAAAACAUAUAGCUGUCUGGCCAGGAGCAUUCAACCAUUUCUAGAUUAUUCAGAGUAAGGAGGGGAUGGAUUGCUCCAGUCCACAGAUGAGCCAAAUAAUAUGCAAAUCAUACAUCCAUUCAUAGCAUUUGUUAACAUUGCUUCCCUGCUCAGCUGCUGAUUGAAUUCUGUGUGCUUGUAUAAAUUAUGUCAAAAAUUAUACUGCAGUUGAGAAGACAGCUGUUGCUGCAGUGACAUGACAGACUUGAACAAUGAAGAUUUUGGUUUAAGUCAGCCAAGAAUUCUUUUGAAUGAUAAUGUGAUUGGGGGAGAGCUCAUAACCCUUACCUCAAGCAGGUAGAGUUUUAUCUCUAUAUUCCUUUGCUCUCUGAAGGAAUUAAAGGCCUAGAUCAAGUGCUAGAUAAUUGACAAUUGUUUGUACUUAAUCUGAUGGGCAUCUAAAAGAAAGAAAGGAUGGUCAAGAAAAAGGGUUGUCAUACAAGUAACCAAGGAUAUCAGGGUAGACAAGAAUAGGACAAAAAUAGGCCAGAGCUCUUGAUGAGGUGAUUUGGGUCUCUUGAUUUGCAGCUGGAGAAAAUGACAGCCUAUCUAAGUAGCCAGUGUUUGUCUCCUAGUAGCGGUGAGUAUGCUGCUGCUACUGAUCAUAUUUUUAAAACCAAACAUCUAGCAUGGGGACAAAGAACAUGACAAUAUUUGGUAUUGGGAUUGGUCCUGAGAAACCUGAGACAUGAUUGCUGUGGUUAUAGGUGAUAUUUAAGUCAUUUGUCAAAAUCUGAUUUUCUUUUACCAAAAUAGCCCUACUUAUCAAUCUACCACUUUUUACCACUUUAAUACUCCUCAUUCCAUCUUUUUCUGUCCUCAGUUUAUUGAAUCAUGGUCUUAUACUGAGUAUUGCCAAAGCAACCUUUGGUCUCUCCCUGCCUACCCAUAGCUGGUUCUGUAGGAAUUUAGGGAGCCAGAGGCCAAUACUGACUUCAGCCCUUAGCACAAAGGAAAUCAGAUACCUGCCUCCUGCAUUUUUGAGUGCUGAGUAGCUGUCCUUGCCCUUGGAGAAUUGCAACUUCCAACAAAAACCUGUUUUGUGGCACUUUUCUCCCCUCUAAAGAGUUAAUAGCCAUGGGCUAAGCACUCUUAGGGCUAGAUGUCAGGUGCCCAAAGUAUAGUUUUCCUGUGUUUACUCCUGUUUGAAAACAUAUUUCUAAUGCUGAAUUUCUUCCAGUAAUUAGCAUUGAAUGAGCUCCCUUUCUGCAGACUUUGGCAUAGCUUUGCCCAGUAGAGUCUACCAAGGACAGCUUAGCAGUUCUGAUCCCUAGGCUAGGCAGAUGGCCCUUAAGUUUAAGAUCAACUAUUGGAAAAGUCAGCCUGGAUGGAAGUGCCCAUUUUAAACCUGGAAAGAGCUAUAUUGUUUUUUCUCCUUCCAACAAUCCAGUUUUUAUCUGUUCUAGGGAACAUUUGGACCUGUGGUGCUUCUAACACUGAAAAAUCUAAAUGGUCUUUGGCUGUCCCUCAACCAUAGUGCAUACUACUUUUUGUUUUUGAGGGCUUCGUCCUGUUCCCAAGCUUGGGCAGUUAUUAUUCUUAACUCUCCAUUCCUGUUCUGUAGCUAUCCUGCAGUCCAUUUUCCUUAUAUUCAGGCCAAAUAAAUCACAGGGCAUUGGGAAGGUUAUUGGGAUUCUCAUCUUGAGAUUUUUACAGUUCUGGGGUUUAACCCAAUCCCCUAAGGUGUACAGUGAGAGAGAUCUGUGUUUGGGCUGGGGGAGCAAUUGUCUCUAUCCUUAGGGUUCAAGUUUGAGGGCCUAAAAUACUACUUUGCAAUGAUAUGAGAACCCCAUUAGAUUUGAAAUGAGGAAACUCUCUCAAAUAAGGUUAAAGGACAAGUUCAUUUUGCAUCCAUGAUCCCAUCUUUUUGACUGAGACUUUUAGAAUAAAAAUUACAGUGUUGAGGUGUAUACUUUUGUCAUUAAACCACCAGACAUGUCUGUGGCAAGCCAGAGAGAGGAAAGAUUUGGAGCAAACAUAUUGCAAUUUCAUGCUGGCUUCACCUACUAGUCAUAAAAGUUAUGUUUUCAAAAAUAGAGAUGUUGCUAGCCUUAUACCCAUAAGCAAAAGCUCUAAAUUAGGUACCUGUCCUGCUCAAUUUGCAUCAAGCUUUCCAAAUUCCAGCCAUAUCAAUGCAGGUCAACAAUGGUUUCAUUUAAUAGGUAUUUUCUGUCCUACAGAGACAAAGGUCAAAAAGAGACCAUCCCUGCCCUCAAAGAACUUUCAUGCUUGUGUAGGAUGAACUGACUGUUCAUUAAUAGUUUGGUGUAAUAAAUGCUACCCACUGGUACAAAUUUCUGGUUUGGGGGCAGAGACAACUGGCUGGUGUUGGUAUAGUUUGUGGCCCUGGAAUAGGAGGGUAACGUUAUUUUUGGUUCAUAUGUGGAAAAGACCUUGGGUGAACUGAGCUAACUGGCCAUAGAACACAUAAGGGUUUGUUUUAUUCCAGGAAAUAAAUGUAAGUGAGAGUUAGGAAUAUUAUUGAGAGAGAGAACAGGUGAAUUGGGAUUGAGAACUUCUGAUUUUGGUUCCUGGUUUAGACUCUGCCAGAGUAUUUAGUGAUAGAGUGCGUUGUUCUUUGUGGAAAGCAUUAACUGUGUUGCAGAUUCAGUUGUAUGUAACACUGCCCUUUCUGUAACAUUUAUUCAUCAUGGACAUUUUGUCAGAGUUGCUCACACCUUUUUCAAUUUCUUAUCACUCUUGGAGGAAUGAACAUGAGGCUGGCUUUAUGCCUAAAACAGGGACAUACUUUCCAAUGACAAGAGAUUUGCUAAAAAGGAGGCUUGGGACACAUCUUUUAAUAUCUGAGCAUCCGAGCAUAGUUUUAUUUAAUGUGGCAAGAGAGUGGUUUCUAAGCAAGGACUUUUGUCGAUUAUAUGGAAACCUUUCCCAGAAACACACCUACCCUGCAUAUUGAAAUCUGAGUCUCAGAUUUAAUCAGUCCAUGGAGGUCUAGAGUGAAGUUUAGCUUGGUUAAGAAACAGUCUGACCCUAAGAAAGUUCUCAAUUCUGACCCAUCUAACCAUAAGAAAAAGAUGUUUAUUUCUGUCUGGAUAAUUGAAAGUUGACUAGCUUUGGAAGUCAAAAUUCCCAGGAAUUAAAGUAACUGUUCAGGAAAGUUAAAGUGUGAAGUGUUUUUUGAUAAUUUCACAUAAACCAUUCUAGUUUCUUUUUGCUUGUGCUGAAUUUCUUGAAUUUUAAUCUACCUCACCGUGGCUUUUUAGAGUUACUUCAACUUGUUGCCACUUUAACAUCAAUGCUUGACUUUGGUUGUUUUCUAAGGUAGAAGUUUUCCUAUUCAUUGAUAGUUUGUUCUCUUGCUUUUUCAUCCUGAUUCUCAUUUCACCUAUCAUCCCAUGUUGCUUCUCUGUCAGAGAAAUGUUUUAAAAUAGUUUAAAGUCUUACUUUAUGGGAAGUAAGUGAUCCUCCAACGCUGUUUGUCUCUGAGACCAGUAAGAGAAGGAGUUAAAACAAGGUAGUGGGGGAGGGGAUGAAUCCUGCACUGGAGGCAAAAGCUGACAAGGAAAGAGCCAUUAAUUAACACAAUUUCAAAGUCAACUGAUUGUGAUCAUUAAUGUCACAAUAGAUCAAAACCUAAUUAUCACAGCCUAACUAAGAGCCAUCAGUAUUAAUCGGAAAAUCUAAUAGGAAACUAUUAUCAAGAAAUUAGGCCAAAUUGAAUGCAGUGAACUUUUUAUCUUGUCAUUGUCUCUCUCUUUUUUCUUUUCUUUUUUUUUUGUGAUGUCUCAUGGCAUUGGCAGGUGUGACCCUAACAGUUGAUCUAAGGCCAAGUGGCCAGUUUAUUAACGUUUUUUUUAAGGAAUUUUUUUUAGGAAUUCUAAAUAGACUGUACCUGAACUGUCAUUGCUGAAAAAUCAGUUUUUGGAACAUUCUCAUCACCUGUACUUGUCUGGUUUGAUCAGCAAUCAGUGAAAAAAAGUUUAUAUUUAAGUCUUAGAAUGGUUCCUGGAACUAGAAUAUCCCUUGUGAACAUUUUACUGUGUGUGUUGAUAAAUCACUCUUGAAUUUCUGUUGUAUAUAGGGGUCCUACUACACUGGAUACUGUGAGAGGGAGGGGGUAUGGAAGAAAGGAGAUUUCUGCCUAGAAAUUCUUUGAGAACACCUGAAAAGAUAGAGUUUAAUUGUAUCACAGCAAUUAGGCCCAAGUCAGUGUUUUGUAGUUUCUAGUACUAUUAGUGUUUGAUUCUAAACCAGGGCUGGCUGUGGGUUUGCUAUCCACCUCAUGUCUUUCCCACCUCUGCUCCCCUCCCCCAAUUUUAGAAUAAAAGACAUAAUGACUUCUAUCAGAAUCCAGAGUAAAUCCAAAGGGGGAAAAAGACAUCAACUUUUUUCUUUUACCAUUCUUUACUAAAGAGUUAUGUCUCCUGCAGGAGGAAAGAAAAUUACAAGAGUCUAUAAUGACUAGUUAUAAAGAAUAUUUCAUCUCCUCUCCCUGAAUAGAAAAGCAGGGGUCAACAUUAUAUUUUUAGUCUUGAGCUGUUUAUAAAGAUGCUGCAACUCUUUGAGUUGAGGCAGAAAAGUUGGAAAGAUAGUAUUGUGAGGAGGGACACGAAGCAGCAGAAAGGUGUUUGGUGAUGCUAGGAUUUCUACCCUUACCAGCCUUGCAGCUCUACAAAAGCACUACCAAGACCACCACUGGGGAGAUGGUUCUCAUUGUUCCUGCUUGACUAUGGUCUUUUUGGAUUUUAGGAAUUUGGGUUACUCAAUACAAAACUUUGGGAAACCAGUGUGACUUUGUCCUUCACCUCUUGGGAUAAAGUAAAUAUUUCUUUACAAAAGAAUUCAUGUCCUUAAUGUUUAAAAUGUAAUUUUAUUUUCAAAAUAUCCAUUAACACAUGACUUCCAGUAGCAGUUUGUUUCUCUAAGAUUCCUCUCAUUAUACUAGAUAAAUAAUAGGCCCUCACUUAAUACUUGUGAGUUGAUUGAGUUCAUUUAGUUUGCAGAGUGAAGUGUACCUGUCAACUUCCUUUUGCUCCCAAGUGCAUUCUGAGAAGUAAAAUGCUCUAGGAAGUGAAACAAGGACUAAAUGGAUGCUGACUAUGUGUGCCAACCUUCUCAACUGAUUGAUAAUGGCUGACCUUGGGCAAGUCACUCCUUUCAAUGCCUCAGUUCCCCAUCUGUCAAAUGGGGGUAAUAAUACUGACCUACCUCACAGGGGUGUUGUGAGGCAUUGUAAAUCAAAGUGGAUAGAAUACUUCAGGGUCCUCUGUGGAGGAUUCCUUGAGCCGAAGUUUAAGCCUGACACAGGCUUUAGUCCUCGCUGAGCUGUCUCCAAGAUUGGAACUACUUAGUGAUCUCGGCAAAUUCUCUGCCCCCCACCCCUCAUCAAAGCUGCUAGUUCAGAUGUUGACAGUGUUUUCGUGAAUGUUGGAAUCUUACUAGUCCAGACUUACUUAGGACGUUAUGGGGGAAGGCACGUAGUAUUUUCUAUGUUUUGCAUUCACAAAGAGAGGCUAUUUCAGACCCAAGAGCAUUGGAUUAGGGAAUCAUGAGGCAAGAAUGCUACUACUUGUUCCUCUCUGUAGGUUGGGAAUUAAGGUCCUAUUCCCCAUGGGUUUGGAGCAGACUCAAAACUGUCUCAGGAGCAAAGCAACCCUCAGUGGUUUUUGAUUUAUGUCGUUUCUUAUCACUCCCCAGCCUGAUCCCCAGACAGCUGGGUCACUGCACCCCUUUGUGGUAUCUAUACUCCACUUCCUCAUAGGGACCAGCUGGUUCAAUAAAUGUGACCACCUCCUCAUCCCCCACCGAAAAAGAGCUACAUUGGAAUUUUUUUUUCUAGAAAUAUGUGUAACACUCAGAAUUGGGCAUCCUUAAAGCUUCAUCCAAUUUACUGUAUUUAGCAUCUGUCAUCUCCCUCAGUGUCCACAGUCUGAACUUAACCUUGACUCUUUCCCCCUCUGGUUUGAGAAAACUUUGGACACUUUGCCCAGGUAUGCACUUGAGGGCCUUACUCUUUCCAUAUCAAUUUAGGGGCUCAACAAGCUCCUUUUCCCAAUAGGGCUCUUUCUCCUUUCCCUCUCCUUGGCCCUAGAUUUGUAAUCCAUGAAAAAGCACAAGGUCCUGGCCCCUAGCAGUCACAUUCUGGUUCUCUGUGUUUUGUGGACUCUGCUCCCACUGUUCACCCAGCACUGGCGGUACCAGACAGUUCUGUGGAAUCCUGGAGGAUGGAGCGAGCACAGUCCGACAUACUGCCAAGUAGCCAGGAGUUGACUCACCCGUGGCCCGCUGGCUUUCCCACUGUUUCCUGCAGGAUGGGAUCUAAGAGACUCAAGAGGCUGGGUUUCUUUCAGCACUCUCUAUCCUGCGCAGCAACACAAAUCAUACUUUGUAGCCAGAUUUCUGAAUGGAAAUGAAAAAUUGAAUUCUCUUAGACUUUUAGGUUUGUGGGGGAGUUUUGGUUGUGUUUCUUGGUUUUAUUUCAACCAAACAUGUCUGCUUUUUUUUAAAGGAUAAGUGAUCUAUAUAUAUGUUCACCUUUUAAAUGUAAAUGUUUAAAAGUAGGCAUUUAUGUGUUUCCAUAACUGACAUCUGAUGCAGACCUCAUUCUCUCCCCCUCUUCCACCCUCCUCUUUUCCCCUUUUCAUAAUCUUGUAUUGGUUCUAAUAAAUGGUUGCUUUUCAAAUA